Cynara cardunculus var. scolymus (artichoke) is the source of this 1905-nucleotide messenger RNA. RefSeq names its product pollen receptor-like kinase 4. The transcript has 3 exons. Lineage: Eukaryota; Viridiplantae; Streptophyta; Magnoliopsida; Asterales; Asteraceae. Gene Ontology annotation, molecular function: protein binding; protein kinase activity; ATP binding. The record is from RefSeq and is a predicted model, not a curated record. Gene Ontology annotation, biological process: protein phosphorylation. The coding region runs from base 1 to 1905 and encodes 634 amino acids.
AUGCCGGACCACCCCUCUAGCCUUUUUCAACUUCUCCUCUUUAUCUCCAUCCUCCACCUUGUAAAUAGUUCCGAUAACGACACCCUUCUCGACUUCAAGAAUUCUCUCAUUAAUGGAGAUAAGUUAACCACCUGGAACCCAUUAACCACCCCAUGUGACGGAAAUACACCCAACUGGGAUGGUCUUCUUUGUGCCAACGACACCGUUUGGGGGAUACGACUCGAAGGAAAGGAGCUCGGCCGUACCAUUGAUACCAAAAUCUUGACCAAACUGCCAUCUUUGUUGACGAUAAGCUUCCAAAACAAUAGCUUUGAAGGUGGAUUUCCGGAGUUCAAAAGGCUACGUGGAUUGAGAAGUAUUUUCUUGACGGCCAAUAGGUUUUCCGGUGAGAUUCCAGCGAAUGCUUUUGAUGGGAUGAAAAGGCUUAAGAAGCUUUAUUUGGCAAACAACAAGUUCCAUGGUAAAAUCCCUGCGUCGCUAACCACAUUGCCGAAGCUAAGAGAUUUGUUGCUGGAGAACAACCGAUUUGAGGGUGAAAUACCUAUGUUUGUGAAAGAUAAUUUGACGAUCGUAAACUUUACAAACAAUAAUUUACGUGGUCCUAUCCCGAAACGGCUUCAGGAAUUCCCCGCGAGCCAAUUUUCCGGUAAUGGCGAGCUUUGUGGAGCACCACUGGGAACACAAUGCAAGGUGGCGACCUCCACUCCCGACUCCUCUUCCACCUCUCCCUCCACCUCCGCCACCAGCGGCAACAACACCUCCACCACCACAACCAUCAUAACAGUAUUGGUGGUUGUUGCAGCGGUGGUGGCAAUCGCAGCGGCUUUCAUCAUCCUCCAACAAUUCGGCCCAUCUUCCACAAAUUGUCUUCAAGUUUCAGCCUGCAAGAAGGGACCUUCAUCUGAACAUAACGAAAUGGAGCAAGGUUGUGCCACGGCCACAGCCGUGGUCAAAAAGGCUGAUGCGUUGACUUUCUUAAGAGACGAUGUAGAGAAGUUCAACCUGGCAGAGUUGUUGAAGGCGUCGGCGGUGAUCCUAGGUGGUGGGGCGUUUGGAUCAAGUUAUAAGGCUGUUCUCAGCCGCCAGAGAGUGGUGGUCGUGAAGAAGUUCGAGCAAAUGAAUAACGUCACAAAAGAUGAGUUCGUUAAUCAUAUGCAACGGUUAGGCAAGUUGGAUCACCCGAAUGUGCUACCCGUUAUCGCAUUUUACUAUCGGAGAGAAGAGAAACUCUUUGUCGUGGACUAUGUCGAAAACAUCAGCUUGGCCGUUCAUCUUCACGGAAACCGAUCUAGCGGAAGUCAAAGCCUGGAUUGGCCUACUCGGCUAAAGAUCGUGAAAGGAAUAGCAAGAGGGCUUAUACACCUUUAUAACGAGCUUCCAAGCCUUAUCGCGCCUCAUGGUCACCUCAAGUCAUCAAACGUUUUACUGAACCGAGAGUUUGAGCCACUCCUCACUGACUAUGGACUCGUUCCUAUAACCAACCAUGAACAGGCACGACAAGUCAUGAUCGCUUUCAAAUCACCCGAGUACAAGAAACAGGGACGCAUCACAAAGAAGACAGAUGUAUGGAGUCUUGGGGUGAUGAUUAUCGAGAUCAUGACGGGGAAGUUAUUGGCGAACUCGUUCAACCAAGGCAAAGGCGGUGACACCGAGCUAGCAGACUUUGUAGACUCGAUGAUGAAGGAGGAGGAGCUCACAACUGAUGUGUUCGAUAAAGAAAUGGGAGAGUUUGAUAAAGGUAACGAAGAGGAGAUGGUGAAGUUGUUGAAGAUCGGAUUGAGUUGUUGCGAACCCGAUGUAGACAAGAGAUGGGAUAUCAAAGAAGUUGUUGAUAUUAUCGAGAACGUGAAAGAGAAAAACGACGAUGGAGACACCAUGAACGACGAUGAUCGACAACAACGAUGA